Brassica rapa (field mustard) is the source of this 2405-nucleotide messenger RNA. RefSeq names its product pirin-1. The record is from RefSeq and is a predicted model, not a curated record. Lineage: Eukaryota; Viridiplantae; Streptophyta; Magnoliopsida; Brassicales; Brassicaceae.
AAUGAAUAAUUUUCUCUGUUUCCGUCUCAUAAAGAAAGUCAACCAAGAACCUAAUAGGUGAGAAACCAAACGUUUUGGUUUGUGUUCUUGUGCCAAAACUAGAGAAACAAGUGGAAAAGGGUGGGCCAUUAUGGCCAUUUGGAUAAACAGAAGAUACUAAAUAAAGCCGAAUCAAUAUAAAAACAAUGUUCACAUCUUCUCUCUCUCACUCUCUCUAUAAUUUUGUAUGAGACUAUGAGUAGUGUAAGGAAUAUGUAUGUGUUAUAGAGAGGGUAGUGGUGGGGGGAGAGGAACCCAUAGCCAUAGUUGUAGAAAAUAGGUGAAGCACAAAACAAAAGAGCUGUAAAAGUCUUGACUUUCUAACUAGAUUCAGUACACCUAAAAAGUGAAAUCUUCUUUUGUUCUCACCUUUUCACACACCAAGAAUCAAUAACUAUCAAUAGGUUAAGUAAACCAGUUGUGUGCUAUGGUCCCAGCCAUCAGAUCAUAUCGUGCAUAUACAGUGUUCUCAUUGCUUGCUUUUAAAGUUUUGAAACAUUUUUUUCCUUAGGCAGAAGUUUUGUAUUGUUUAAGAAGAUUCCAGUUUCCCUUCAACCGCAAGAAGUCUCAAGAUCAGUAUGGACAAACUCAAAAUAUAUUUCGAGUUAUUUUAUUAGGUUUUAUAAUCAUAUCCAGAUAUUUAAUGUGUUUUAAAUAUCCCUUGAAUAGAAUACGGAAUACAUGGAGCCGACAUCAAAUCAUCCACCAUAUUUUAUAUACGACAUGUGAUUGAUGUAUAGUUUGACAAUAUUUAAUAUUUGUAUUUAUAUAGCCUGACAAUUGACAAUGAAAAAUAAUUUUUUAAAUUGUCUUCAUUAGCUGUUUUAGCAGCCAAAUUUGUUACUUAAACGUAGCAUGACAACGAACAGGAUUUCUUUAUAUAUCAUUAUUCGUUUCAAUUAAUCAAAAAGUUAGGUUUGAGUCGGUUGAAAUACAUUUUCUUUUAUCAAUUACUAUAUAUUUAAAUGCAGUGUGAACAUGCAAUGAAAAUACAUUUAAUCGUGGUCAGAACAUUACCGGCAGUUCAAGAGUUAAGAUAUUACGAGUUAUGAACUAUAUAUCAAAUUAGAUUUGGUACUCACUUUUACAUUAAUGUGAUAGUAUUUUUUAUUAUUUUUUUGCAUGGGUCUAGACUCAAUCGUAAACCUAUUGCAUAGAGUGUUAAAAAAACAGAUGUGAAUGAAUCAUUACCACACUUCCAGAUCACCUUCACCUACAACUUCCUGUUCCACUCGAUCCUAUAUAUAAUACACACACACACACACACACACACACACCAUAUUAAGAAAAUACAGUAACAGAACUUCAAUCAUCAUCUUCAUUAAUUGAUAACCAUGUCUCCUUCUUCAGAAAAUAAUAGAGUAACGAGACAGGUAAUCAAGAGUUUUUUGGUAAAGCUUCAGGAAGAAGGAGAAGGUGCUCUUGUUAGAAACGCCAUCACAGAGAUGGACCAGAAGUUACUAGACCCAUUCGUGUUACUAGUUGAAUUUUCUUUUUCGCUUUCAGUUGGAUACCCAGAUCAUCCUCACCGAGGUUUUGAAAGUCUUACUUACAUGUUAAAGGGGGGUAUCAUUCACAAAGAUCUUAAAGGUCAAAAAAGUAUAAUCAAAGCUGGAGAUGUUCAGUGGAUGACAGCAGGAAGAGGAAUCAUUCAUUCAGAAUAUCCGGAACAAGAAGUCAACAAUGGCUUACAGCUUUGGAUCAAUCUUCCUUCCAUUCACAGAAUGAUGGAGCCAAAAAACCUAGAACUGUCUGGUUCAGAGAUUCAAAGAGCAGAGGAAGAUGGAGUAGAGGUCAAAGUCAUAGCCGGAGAUUCAAUGGGAAUCAAAUCUCCUUCCCACACAACAACACCAAUGAUGUACCUUGACUUCACCCUCAAACCAGGUUCUCAAACCCACCAGGCCGUUCCAGAAUCCUGGACUGCUUUCGCCUACAUUUUAGAAGGCGAUGAAGGCGUGUUCAGCUCCAUGAACUCUUCAGCUAUAUCUGCGCACCAUGUUGUUGUAUUUGGACCAGGGGAGUUAGUUAGCGUGUGGAACAAGUCAAGUUCUAGGUCAUUGAGGUUUCUGUUGAUUGCAGGGGAGCCGAUCGGUGAGCCUAUGGUUCAGAGUGGUCCGUUUGUGAUGAGUUCUCAGGCUGAGAUUGAUAUGGCUUUUGAGGAUUACCAGAAUGCUAAGAACGGGUUUGAGAUGGCUAAAAGUAGUUAAGUAGAGGUCACAGUCAAAAGAGUUUGUAAACAAAAACCAUAUGAAUUAUGUGGUUUUGUCUUCUUUAUUUCACAUUCAAGAUGAGAUCAGUGUCAGAGGUAAAAAAAAACAACAAUCAUCUCUUUAUGAAAGUUGAUGAUAAGACUUGAGAUUCUAUUA